CGCCCGCCUUGUCGCAGUUCCCACUAUUGCAGUGAAUACGGUAAAGACUAAAUAGAAAACGGAGCCCGUCAGCUGAUUGCUGUCUAAAAGACGGAAAGAUGGCGGCAGAAAUACAUUCCAGGGCGCAAAGCAGCCGCCCGGUGCUGUUGAACAAAAUUGAAGGGCACCUGGACACGGUGAACGCCGCGAUCCUGCUGCCGAAGGAGGACGGGGUGAUCACAGUGGGCGAGGACAGGACAAUCCGUGUGUGGUUGAAACGAGACAGUGGUCAGUACUGGCCAAGCAUCUAUCACACAGUAUCAGCGCCCUGCACUGCCGUUUCCUACAAUCCUGAUAAUAAACGGAUUUUUAUAGGUCAAGACAAUGGAGCAAUUGUGGAAUUCCUCAUGGCUGAAGAUUUCAAUAAAAUGACUUAUGUAAAGACUUACCCAGCACACCAACAUCGUGUUUCGGCGAUCAUGUUUUCUCCAGAGAAUGAAUGGGUUAUAAGCACAGGACAUGACAAAUACCUCAGCUGGAUGUGUACCAAAAGUGGAUGUUUGCAGGGCCGACACUGCUUUAGUGCAUGGGCUUCAUGCCUACAAUAUGACGGAGAAACAAGCCAUGCAUUUGUGGGUGAUAGCUCCGGGCAGAUCACAUUACUGAAGCUUGAACAGAAUACUUGCAGUGUCAUUUCAACAUUAAAAGGACAUGAAGGUGGCAUCGCGGCCCUUUGGUGGGAUCCUCUCCAGCGACUGCUGUUUUCUGGAGCAUCUGACAACAGUAUUAUUAUGUGGGACAUUGGUGGGAGAAAAGGCAGGACUUUACUUCUUCAGGGUCAUCACGACAAAGUACAAUCUCUGUGCUACCUGCACCAAUCGCGGCAGCUGAUAUCCUGUGCAGCUGAUGGGGGAAUUGUGGUUUGGAACAUGGAUGCCCAAAGAACAGAGGCUCCACAAUGGCAGGAAAGUGAUUCCUGCCAAAACUGCAAGCAGCCCUUCUUCUGGAACUUCAAACAGAUGUGGGACACCAAGUGCCUUGGUCUACGACAGCAUCACUGCAGAAAAUGUGGGAAUGCGAUAUGUGGGAAGUGCAGUACAAAGCGUACCAGCUAUCCCGUGAUGGGCUUUGAGUUUCAGGUCCGGGUCUGUGACGACUGCUUCAACACCGUCAAGGAUGAAGAUCAAACUUCUCUGGCAACGUUCCAUGAAGGCAAACACAACAUUGUACAUAUGAAUCUGGACAGCGCAAGAGGAUUAAUGGUAACAUGUGGAAACGAUCGCAUUGUGAAGAUCUGGGACAUGACACCUGUUAUCGGCUGCAGUAUGGCAACGGGAUUUUCUUCCCAUUGACUUCCAGUCUCCACAACAAUGCGCCUUUUACCUAAACAGUCUGGCCAGUUCUGCCCACUUGUUACCGACCGAGGAGACAGUGCGAUAAAAGCUGAUCAGACGUUCCGGUGAUAAACUUCUACUCUGCUGAGACGUCUGGACAUUCACUUAGUAAACAUUGAGUCCAAUGCCAUAAGCACAGGAAAAAAAACUCUACAACUAAAAAUCUAAACCUAUCUUUUCUGAUGAAAGAACUGUAAAAUAGUACUGAUAUUACAUAUGGUAUAUUCUAUAUUUAUUCAGUCCCAGGCCUAACCUGAUUUAAUAAAUGUCAAUAACGAAUCAAGAUUGUGGAAGAUAAUUUUUAGAUAUGAAAUGUGUGAUUUAUCUUGGUCAGAGUGCAAUUUUGAAAUGAGUAAAUUGGUGAUUCUGGCUGUUUGCAGUGCAAUCAUUUUCAAAGUUGACUUAGUUCUACAAGACAGGUUUCUGUCGUAUGCAGUUUGUGAUCAGAUAGGAGGCACUUUAUAGGGAAUUCAGGCUGCAUUUUUUUUUAAUCAACUGUGGAAAUGUUUAGGUGUACAGGAAAAAGAUGGUCCAACAGCCAAUUUCUUUCCAAAGGUGGUAAGUCAAGAGCACUGUUUUUCUUCCAUGCUUGCAAAUUAAGUAAAUUAUUUUGUUAAGUACAUUAUUUAAGCACAAUUUGAUAGAAGGGUGAAAGAAUCCUAGCACUAUUACAAUCACUUCUUUGAGUGUUCAGUGGAGACAGAUUACUUGCCAUUUUCACGGACUUGAGGUCUUGUUGCAUUUUGCAGAGUAGAUUUUGAAAUUGAACUUCCACACAGUUUGUUGUGUAUUUAAUUAUCUCUUAGCUAUAUUUGGCUUGUUCAGAUUAAAGUAGUAGUUAGUCUUAUUUUAUACAGAUUAUAGUUUAGAGAUUACAGAUAGAGCGCAUACUGCUUUGAUUUGGGCCACUCUGUUAAGACCUUUGAUGGCACCGAUGAGCAACUGUUUUGUGAGUGUAGAUGUUUGCUACAACUUCCUGGGCCUGGCUUUUCAUUACCAAUUUUGGACUGAGAUAUUUUGCAGAAAACACCAGAAUGGUGAACAACGUACUUCCUUUUUUUUUACAUAUCUAAUUAUUCGAUGCAAAUGAUAGGUAAUUUUGUUAACUGUAUAUUUCCAACAGUCAUUCAAAUAAGAAGUUAACUUUUGGUUAUGUCUGAUGUUUUUAUUGUUAAUACAGCCACACAGCCUGGUCGAAAUAUUCAUCAGAUUAAUUUUAAGAAACAAGAUAAAAAGGUGUUAAAUUACCUUAAAAUGCAACUGUAGUGUGAUAAAUUCUCGUGUUGAGUGUAAGAACUGGUCAUGUACUUUAAAAUAAAAUGAAACAGCAUCUAUGAUAUUUUUCACGUCA
Molecule: messenger RNA, 2724 nt
Organism: Amblyraja radiata (thorny skate)
Lineage: Eukaryota; Metazoa; Chordata; Chondrichthyes; Rajiformes; Rajidae
Gene: wdfy1
Product: WD repeat and FYVE domain containing 1
Exons: 12
Coding region: 99-1331 (410 amino acids)
Biological process (GO): positive regulation of toll-like receptor 4 signaling pathway; positive regulation of toll-like receptor 3 signaling pathway
Cellular component (GO): early endosome
Molecular function (GO): protein binding; metal ion binding
Source: RefSeq, a predicted model, not a curated record